Messenger RNA from Beauveria bassiana ARSEF 2860, 1350 nucleotides. RefSeq names its product Sir2 family protein. The coding region runs from base 1 to 1350 and encodes 449 amino acids. The record is from RefSeq and is a predicted model, not a curated record. Gene Ontology annotation, molecular function: NAD+ binding. The transcript is spliced from 2 exons. NCBI's taxonomy places the organism in Eukaryota, Fungi, Ascomycota, Sordariomycetes, Hypocreales, Cordycipitaceae.
AUGUCGAUAGUGCUCCGUUUCCUUCCCCCACGUCGCCGCAACUACGUCAUUCACAGCGCCCCCAACCCACCGUGCUGCCUCGUCAGCCAUCAUCACCGUCCACCGCUCGAUCGCUCAGCCGCCCGUAUCCCUACUCACAUGCCCAAACCACUCCUGCGGAUUCCGUAUACGGAUAUCCUCGCAGCUCCGACCGUCGCGCCCCCAUCGGCCGUCUCCAUCCCCGGCGCUGUCGCCGCCCUCCGCCGCUUCUUUGCCGCACCGCUCCCGCCUCCCCUCGACGCCGCCCGCGUCCCUGAAAAGACGCUCGUCCUCACCGGUGCCGGCCUCUCUGUUGCCUCCGGCUUGCCCGACUAUCGCGGCGUCAAUGGCACUUACCGCGUCAACAAGACCUACCGCCCCAUCUUCCAUCACGAGUUUCUUGCCAGCCACGAGGCCCGCAAGCGCUACUGGGCCCGCAGCUUCCUCGGCUGGUCGACCACCCACAACGCCGCCCCCAACGCCGCCCACUAUGCCGUCCGCGACAUGGGCGCCCUCGGCCUGUUGAGCGCUGUCAUCACCCAAAACGUCGACUCCUUUCAUCCCAAAGCGCACCCGCAAAUACCGACCGUCGAGCUCCACGGCUACCUCCGCACCGUUGUCUGCACCAGCUGCAAGUCGGAGCUCGACCGCAAUGCCUUUCAAAAGGAGCUGGCCCGCCUGAAUCCGCGCUGGAAGGCUUUUCUCGACGAGGCACUAAAGACGGGCGCGCUCAGUUCAGAGGAUCCGGCCCAGCGUCGUCGUCGCGGCAUCAAGGCCAACCCCGACGGUGACGUCGACCUGCCUGAAGCGCCAUACACCACCUUUCGAUACCCGCCUUGCCCCAAGUGCCUGGAGAAGCCACAGGUCGGCAGCGACUCGCACCGCCAGAUUGUCGAGACGGACAAGGACGGCGCGUGGGCGGCACCGAGCACCGGCGGCAUUCUCAAGCCCAAUGUCGUCAUGUUUGGCGAGAGCAUCGCCGCCUCCGUCAAGAAUGCCGCCGAGGACGCUGUCAAUGCUUCGGGUAGACUGCUCGUCAUGGGCACCUCGCUUGCGACGUACUCAGCGUGGCGCCUGGUCAAGCAGGCCAAGGCGCGCGGCAUGCCCAUUGCCAUUAUCAACGCCGGCGGCGUUCGCGGCGAGGAUCAGUUCUUUGCGGACCUCGACCCCAGCCAGCAAGGAGAGCUGGGCGUGCGCACUGAGUUGAUGACAGAUGAGCUCUUGCCUGUUCUCAUGGAGGAGUUGCGUAAAGAUGCCGCUCAUCAUCACCAUGAGGCUGCCCCAUAUGUACUAAGACAAAACUCCAGUGUAUUCAAAGAUAUGCUCUCAUGA